UGCCGUUACCGUUAGUUGCUUAGCUGCGUGUCGUUCGUGUGUCGAUCCGCUAUUCGAGCAAAAUAAAGAAAUUUAAAAACGUGGAAAAGGCGCAUUUUCCCGGCAAUGGACGGCAUUGCUAGUGAUGUUGCAGUUGGUGUAAAGAGAAGUUCAGAUGAAUUGUUGUCUGGCAGUCUCUACAACAGUCCCAACUCUUCAGUCACUGCUAAUGGAAGUGACAGCAAAAAACUGAGGGUGGAGGACAGCAUGGACAGCCCACCUUCCAGAGUCAUUCACAUUCGUAAACUUCCUAACGAAGUUUCUGAGACAGAGGUCAUUGCCCUGGGCUUGCCCUUCGGGAAAGUCACCAACAUCCUGAUGCUGAAAGGCAAGAAUCAGGCGUUCCUGGAGCUUGGAACAGAAGAAGCGGCAGUGACUAUGGUGAACUAUUACACGGCAGUGACGCCUCAAGUGCGAAACGUCCCUGUAUUCAUCCAAUACUCCAAUCACAAAGAGCUCAAGACUGACAGUGCUCUCAAUCAGCGGGCCCAGGCUGUGCUGCAGGCGGUUUCUGCUGUCCAGGAAGGUGGAUCUCCAAGCUCAGACACUGCUAGAGAUGGUGUUUUAACGCCUGCACCCAGCCCGGUCCUGCGUAUAAUCAUCGACAACAUGUUCUACCCAGUGACCCUGGAUGUCCUGCAGCAGAUAUUCUCCAAAUUUGGCACGGUCAUGAAGAUUAUUACAUUUACUAAAAACAAUCAGUUCCAGGCGCUGCUGCAGUUCAGUGAUCCAGUCAACGCCCAGCAGGCCAAGCUGUCCCUGGAUGGACAGAACAUCUACAACUCCUGUUGCACCCUGCGCAUCGACUUCUCCAAGCUGGUCAACCUGAACGUGAAGUACAACAACGACAAGAGUCGAGACUACACCAGGCCGGAGCUGCCGGCAGGAGACGGCCAGCCUCCUGUAGAUCCGGCAAUGGCCGCUGCGCUCAGCAAAGACUCCACCUCGCUGCUCGGUACUCCAUCCGGAAUGGUAACUUCCUACUCUAGUGCUGGAGCUUUGCCAUCUUCUCUAGGGGCUAUUAGUCCUCUCAGUGCAGCGGCUGCAGCAGCGGCGGCAGCCGGCAGGGUGGCGCUGUCUGGACACUCAGGAGGCAGCGGAGUUCUACUGGCCAGCAAUCUGAACGACGAGAUGGUUACGCCCCAAAGUCUCUUUACCCUCUUCGGUGUGUAUGGGGACGUGCAGCGCGUGAAGAUUCUCUACAAUAAGAAGGACAGCGCCCUCAUCCAGAUGGCAGAUGGAAACCAGGCGCAGUUAGCCAUGAGCCACCUGAACGGCCAGAAGAUGUACGGAAAGAUAAUCCGUGUCACCCUUUCGAAGCACCAGACAGUGCAGCUGCCCAGAGAAGGUCUGGAUGACCAGGGCCUCACUAAAGACUUCGCCAACUCUCCGCUGCACCGCUUCAAAAAGCCCGGCUCCAAGAACUUCCAGAACAUCUUCCCUCCGUCCGCCACCCUCCAUCUUUCCAACAUCCCUGAGGAUGUGACCGAAGAGGACCUGAGACUUCUCUUCUCCAACUCUGGAGGCACAGUGAAAGCCUUCAAGUUCUUUCAAGACCGUAAGAUGUCUCUGCUGCAGAUGUCGACGGUGGAGGAGGCCAUCCAGGCCCUGAUCGACCUCCACAACUACGACAUGGGCGGAGGCCAUCGCCUCAGGGUUUCCUUCUCCAAGUCCACCAUCUGAAUAUCUGAACAUCUGAACAUGCUCUGUAGCUGCACCCCUCCCCCC
Colossoma macropomum (tambaqui) is the source of this 1767-nucleotide messenger RNA. It is a transcript of the gene ptbp2b, whose product is annotated as polypyrimidine tract binding protein 2b. Gene Ontology annotation, biological process: regulation of RNA splicing; mRNA processing. Bases 106 to 1722 code for a protein of 538 amino acids. Lineage: Eukaryota; Metazoa; Chordata; Actinopteri; Characiformes; Serrasalmidae. Gene Ontology annotation, molecular function: mRNA binding. Gene Ontology annotation, cellular component: nucleus. The transcript is spliced from 15 exons. The record is from RefSeq and is a predicted model, not a curated record.